Molecule: messenger RNA, 1269 nt
Organism: Erythranthe guttata (spotted monkey flower)
Lineage: Eukaryota; Viridiplantae; Streptophyta; Magnoliopsida; Lamiales; Phrymaceae
Source: RefSeq, a predicted model, not a curated record
UAUAAGAAGGUUAUUUGCGGUUAUGCUGCUUUCCAAUAGCUUAAGUCGGCCCGAACAUGUUUGGCAAAGUUGUUGGUUGGAUUUGGCUGAUGGUAUUGCUUACAAACAACAACGUCUUCAUAAAAAUCCAGGUAUGGUAAUUUGUAUGGCAUUGUAUUCAAUUAGAUUUUACUUAUUAAUCAUUCUUUUAAUAUUGUCUCUGUACGAUUUCAACUAGAUGCACAUAAUUUAUCCAUUUUUUUAUUGUUGAAGAUUUACAUAUAUCGGAUGAAAGCUUGAAGAACUAUACUCUCACCGAAAUAGAAAAAAAUAUUGCAAAGCAAUGGUAAAAGCCUGCAAAAUUACACGCAUAUGCCAGUUCCAAUCGAAUACUCAUAUGAGGACACAGAAAACAUAUUGGUGUUAGAUGAACUGGAUUACGACCGGUUUGAAAUGGGUAGAGAACUUCAACAGUGUCUUGCUUCCAUUACAGAUGAGCAAAGAAAGGUUUAUGAUGUAGUCAUGGAUGCAGUAACCAAUGACAGUGGUGGAAUGUUCUUUCUAUAUGGCCAUGGUGGAACGGGAAAGACGUUUCUAUGGAAAACUCUUUCGGGUGCAGUUCGUUCGAAGGGAGAGAUUGUAAUUAACGUUGCAUCGAGUGGUAUAGCAUCAUUAUUGCUCCCCGGUGGAAGAACAGCUCAUUCUCGAUUCGGACUACCCAUAAAUGUACAUGAGAGUUCCACCUGCAGCAUAUCGCAACAAAGUCCACAGGCAGAGUUGCUCAUAAGGGCAAAGCUUAUUAUAAGGGACGAGGCUCCUAUGAUGCAUAGAUACUGUUUUGAAGCCCUUGACAAGACAAUGAAGUCAAUAUUACAGGGUGACAAACCCUUUGGUGGUAAGGUGGUUGUUCUUGGAGGUGAUUUUAGGCAGAUUUUACCAGUUGUGCUGAAAGCAUCAAGGCAGGACAUAGUACAUGCUACGAUAAACUCCUCUCCGUUGUGGAAUUUCUGUCGUGUCAUGAAGUUGACUAAGAACAUGAGAUUGCAGUCAUGUUCUUCUCCAUCUAAUGUGGAUGAGAUAAAAGAAUUUGGAGACUGGAUACUGAAUGUUGGUAAUGGGGAUGUUGGAGAAGACAAUGAUGGUGAAGCUUCGAUAGAGAUUCCAGAUGACAUGUUGAUUGGUGAUUCAGAAGAUGCUCCGGAGUUCCUUCUCAUGCGUUGAGGAUCAAGGUUGGUGCACCCGUUAUGCUAAUAAGAAACAUCGAUCAAGCUAGAGGAUUGUGCAACGGUA